This is a messenger RNA of Aphanomyces astaci, 1714 nucleotides long. Its product is annotated as T-complex protein 1, alpha subunit. NCBI's taxonomy places the organism in Eukaryota, Oomycota, Saprolegniomycetes, Saprolegniales, Verrucalvaceae. The coding region runs from base 25 to 1656 and encodes 543 amino acids. Gene Ontology annotation, molecular function: ATP binding; ATP hydrolysis activity; ATP-dependent protein folding chaperone. The transcript is spliced from 2 exons. Gene Ontology annotation, biological process: protein folding. Gene Ontology annotation, cellular component: chaperonin-containing T-complex. The record is from RefSeq and is a predicted model, not a curated record.
AUUAUAUUUGAGACUGCGGCUGCCAUGGAUCUGGUGGUAGAUGGAAAGCGAACGUCCGGCAAGGACGUCCGGGAACAGAAUGUGACGGCGGCGCUCGCCAUCGCGAACAUCGUCAAGUCUUCCCUUGGCCCUGUGGGUCUGGACAAGAUGUUGGUGGACGACAUUGGUGAUGUGACCAUUACGAACGAUGGCGCUACGAUCUUGAAGCUGCUGGAAGUGGAACAUCCUGCCGGAAAGGUGCUCGUGGAUUUGGCGGGGUUGCAAGACCAAGAAGUGGGCGACGGCACCACGUCGGUGGUGAUCAUCGCCGCCGAGUUGCUCAAGCGCGCAAACGAGUUGGUGCAGAACAAGGUCCACCCGACGUCCAUCAUCUCUGGGUACCGUUUGGCGAUGCGCGAAGCCGUCAAGUACAUCAAGGAGCACUUGAGCGUGCCAGUGGACUCGCUUGGGCGCGCGUCGCUCGUGAACGCCGCCAAGACCUCCAUGAGCUCCAAGAUCAUCGGUCCCGAAAGCGACUUCUUCGCCAACCUCGUCGUGGACGCGGUCACGUCGGUCAAGACGACAGAGGACGGCGCCAAGGGCAAGACGAUCACCAAGUAUCCCGUGAGCGCGAUCAACGUGCUCAAGGCGCACGGCAAGAGUGCGCUCGAGUCGCAGCUCGUCGACGGUUUCGCGCUCAACUGCACGCGGGCGUCGCAGGCCAUGCCGUCGUCCGUCCGACCCGCAAAGAUCGCGCUGCUCGACUUUGACCUUCAGCGCCACAAGAUGCAGAUGGGGGUGCAGAUGGUGGUGAACGACCCCAAGGAGCUGGACCAGAUCCGCCAGCGCGAGAUCGACAUCACCAAGGAGCGCAUCCAAAAGAUCCUCGAUGCUGGCGCGAACGUGAUCUUGACGACCAAGGGCAUCGACGAUCUGUGCAUGAAGUACUUUGUUGAGGCAGGGUGCAUGGGCGUCCGUCGCUGCAAGAAGGAGGACCUGCGCCGCAUCGCCAAAGCCACGGGCGGCCAGGUGGUGCUGACGCUGGCCGACAUGGAGGGCGGCGAGACGUUCGACGCGGCGGCGCUCGGGACGGCGGCCGAAGUGAGCGAGGAGCGCGUCGGCGACGGCGAGCUCAUCUACAUCAAGGGGUGCGCCAACCGCCAAGCGACCACCGUCGUGCUGCGCGGGGCCAACGAGAUGCUUCUGGACGAGAUGGACCGAUCGCUGCACGACUCGCUCAUGGUAGUCAAGCGCCUGCUCGAGUCCAACCAGCUGGUCGCCGGCGGCGGCGCGGUCGAAGCGGCGCUAUCCAUCUACUUGGAAACGUAUGCGACAACAUUGGGGUCGCGGGAACAGCUCGCGAUUGCCGAGUUUGCGGACGCGCUGCUGGUGAUCCCCAAGACACUGGCGGUGAACGCCGCCAAGGACGCGUCGGAGCUCGUGGCACGGCUGCGGGCGCACCACAACACGAGCCAGACGGACGCGGCGCAGACGGACCUGCGGUUCUCGGGGCUGGAUCUGCUGCAGGGCAAAGUGCGCAACAACCUCGUGGCGGGCGUCGUGGAGCCUGCGAUCAGCAAGAUCAAGAGCCUUCGGUUCGCCACGGAGGCAGCGAUUACGAUUCUUCGCAUCGACGACAUGAUCCGGUUGAAUCCCAAAGAAAACCAGGACCAGUAAACACAUGAAGUCGUUGUUUAAUCAACCAUCUACUAGUAUGUACACAGAGUGAUAGCCG